AUGGCUGACUUGAUUAUCAGCCUUGCAAGUCCUAUUGUAGAGAUUGCAAUGAAGAAAUUGGCUAAUGCUGCUACUAAUGAAUUCGUCAAUAUCGAGGAUGAGGUAGAGAGGCUGAAACGUACUUUUAUGGAAAUUCAAGAUUUGCUUAAAAUUUUGGAAGGAAAUCAUCAGAUGAAUGCUUCUACUCCUCAUGCCCCGAAGAAUUGGCUCGAAAGGCUACGAGCACCAUCUUAUGAUAUUGAGGAUUUGAUCGACUGUUGGACAGCAGAAUGUGAACGGUGGAAGAUGAAGAAGCAGCAGCAGCAGCAGGUACAAAAAUUCCAUCUUCCGUUUUGUGCUUUUAAGUUUCUCUUUCUGCAUCGUGUAUUGUCUAAGUAUGAGAGAAAUUACAUCAAGAAUACAUGA
Messenger RNA from Pyrus x bretschneideri (Chinese white pear), 405 nucleotides. RefSeq lists its product as uncharacterized. The transcript has a single exon. Bases 1 to 405 code for a protein of 134 amino acids. Lineage: Eukaryota; Viridiplantae; Streptophyta; Magnoliopsida; Rosales; Rosaceae. The record is from RefSeq and is a predicted model, not a curated record.